CGUGACUGCCGCAGCAUUCUACGAUAGGCAGCAGAAUGUGACACUACACCGGCAAACCUUUCGGUGGUCAUGUGAUAGAAGGUGGACGGUCACGUGGCGGGCAAGGAGCGGUUGGUCAGCACACACACGGAUGGUGUCUCCCUCUUCCCGAGUACAAUGUCCCUGGGGAAUGUGGCCAUCAAUGACGACUACUCGUGGGACGCCGGGGAGCGGGCUCGCCUCCUGCAGAGCCCCAUCGUCCCGGAGACCCGACGCCUGGCCGGAGGGACGUCCGCCAUCGGAGCCGUCUUCAUUGUGGUGAACGCCGCCCUGGGAGCCGGUCUGCUGAAUUUCCCAGCUGCCUUCAGCGCAGCGGGAGGAGUUACGGCUGGUAUCGUGCUGCAGCUGGUGUUGCUGCUCUUCAUCAUCAGUGGUCUGGUGAUCCUGGCACACUGCGCGGACGCCUGCAGCGAGCGGACGUACCAGGAGGUGGUACGUGGGAUCUGCGGCCGGCUUACUGGUGUGCUGUGUGAGGUCCUCAUCGCCGUUUACACUUUCGGGACAUGCAUCGCCUUCUUCAUCAUUAUUGCUGACCAACUCGACAAACUUAUCGGAGCCAUAAUGCCCUCCCUGGCGGAGGGCAGUGUUCCCUGGUAUGCUGACAGGAAGUUCACAAUCACCAUCACAGGAAUUUUAUUUGUUCUGCCGCUGUCUCUGCCACGUGAGAUCAGUGUACAAAAGUAUGCAAGCUCACUCAGUGUUCUCGGGACAUGUUAUGUGACAUUUAUUGUUAUCUUCCGCUGCGCCCAGCCACAUGAGCAGAUCCCGGCAUAUAUUCCAUCCAGGGCCUCCUCCUGGAUUGCAGUCUUCAAUGCUGUCCCCACCAUCUGUUUUGGAUAUCAGUGCCAUGUCAGUAGCGUCCCCGUCUAUGGCAGUAUGCAGCAGCAGGAUAUGCGACGCUGGGGGAUUAUAGUGACCAUCGCCAUGUUUAUUGCCUUGUGUGUCUAUACAGGGACAGGGGUGUGCGGGUACCUGCUGUUUGGCUCUGGUGUGGACCAGGAUGUCCUUCUCUCCUUCCCAUCUAACGACAUUCCAGUGGCUGUGGCCCGUGCGUUCAUCAUCGUCUGCGUGAUCACCUCCUACCCGAUUCUUCACUACUGUGGCCGGGCGGUGUUGGAGGGCCUCUGGCUGAGAUUUACCGCUCAGGAAGCAGGGGAGGAGCCACGGCGAGAGCGGCGCAGACGAAUCCUGCAGACACUAAUCUGGUUUGUGCUGACGUUGCUGCUAGCGCUCUUCAUCCCGGAUAUAGGCAGAGUCAUCUCCCUGGUCGGAGGACUGGCAGCCUGCUUCAUUUUUGUAUUUCCAGGUCUGUGUCUCAUCAAUCUGAAACUUUCUGAGAUUCAGGAGCAAAAGAGCAAAACCUGGUGGGCUAUGAUCUCUUAUGGUGUUGCCAUGGUAACACUUGGAGCAUUCAUCUUUGGACAAACCACUACAAAGGCCAUCUUUGUGGACCUGAUGGGCUGAAAUCUGCAAGAAACAACUUGAAUAUCACAUUCCUUAUCGCUGCUCAUGUACUGCAGAUCAUCGAAUCCUCUGUCAUUCCCUCUCGCUGCUCGUACCCCCCUCCAAUACAUAGCCACUGCCCAUCUCCAACGCUUAAUUUCCAAUCCAAUACUGUGGGCACAUUGCAAGCUCUACAUCCAGUAAGAACUGAACAGUAAGUGGAGAGGGAGGUGUGGUCACAGGCAGUAUGUGCCGUAUAAUGAAUCCUCCCCAUACUGAAAAACAAUUCACCCAUAUCCAGGACAUGGAGAUCUAGGGCCACUGCACUGUCGUCAUCAAUCUGUAGGUCAUUGAGGGCAGCCA
Molecule: messenger RNA, 1845 nt
Organism: Rana temporaria (common frog)
Lineage: Eukaryota; Metazoa; Chordata; Amphibia; Anura; Ranidae
Gene: SLC38A7
Product: solute carrier family 38 member 7
Exons: 11
Coding region: 157-1503 (448 amino acids)
Biological process (GO): amino acid transmembrane transport
Molecular function (GO): L-aspartate transmembrane transporter activity; L-serine transmembrane transporter activity; L-glutamine transmembrane transporter activity
Source: RefSeq, a predicted model, not a curated record